AUGGACGGUGAUAGGAAGUUCAUUGUUAAAAGACCCGAAGUCCUAAGAAAACUCAACGCGGAGAGCUUGCAGCUGAUCGAGCGCGGUCUACUUGGCGACUUACCCGACAAACUUAAGCCGCAGCCUCUUGUCCCAGUUCGGGGACAUUCGACUGAUGUAGUGGUUGCGAAACCAUCUGGCCUCUUAUCUGCCUGUUUACCUGUUGUGCCAGACUCACCGAAAUCGGAAAGACACACUCCGUCAGAUGAUGAAGGGGUGUCGCCACUCAGAAAAACGUUCAGUUUUCGCGACAAAUUCUCUCGAAUGAGCUUCUUUGGUAAGGAUAAAGAAAAGCCUAAAUGGAAAAGCAUCGAAGAAGAUGUACCGUUGCAAACGCUGAAAGAAAUCAAUCAUCCAUCGAAAGACGAUGACCAGGAGUUAAAAUCAAGCAAACGAUUCUGGUUCUUCAGAAACAAAGAACUGAUGGAGAAGAAGAGUAAGCUUCAGAAGCCAAUUUAUACAAGAAGUAAGAGUUUCGAGUUUCUGCCGCGAGCUAUAGAAGAGCAAGCAGAUGUUAAAGUGGGAAAGAAUACAAUAACAAAAAACCAGUCCUACGCUUACGGGAGUAGUGACACGAUGGCUGACCCCUGGUCUUCCACUGAAAGCCUCGAAUAUUUAUCAAAUGUGUACUAUGACAAUGAUGACAGCGUGUUUCUAAAAAGUAUCAGAGAGUUUCCAUCUGAGUCUUCUAACAACAACUCCAGUAUAUCCAAUGCCACUUCAGCCUCGAGCGGAAUUACCGUGAACAUUAUGAAAGAGAAGUCAAUGCAGGAUUUGCUGGAGGAAUUCGAUAAGACGGUAGACAUGUUCAGUGAGAAUUAUUCGAGUGAUUGUGAACCUUACACGAAGUCGGAGAAAGAUUUGUGUGUCCAGGACAAGAGAAAGAGUUCAUCGUUAACCAAUCUUCCAUCUCCCAAGUUAGUGCAUGUGCCUAAAGUGGAUAAAGUAAGUGAUGACUUUAAAGCGGAGUUAUCAAAAAUGUUGAGUGUAAAAGGUGAAAGUCGUGGGUGGAGUGGAAGAAGGGGAUCGGUUACCGAUUGGUUUAUUCUAGAGGAUAAAGAUGCUGCGGCCGUGAUCGAGGAGAAUAAGUACAGACGAGCGCAGAAGAAGCCGACAAAGAGAGUAAGAAGGAUCAGUUCGACAAAAUACGUAAGUAGUUUUAUACUUUCAUAUAAAUCAUGUUCAAGUUAUCUCGUACACCAGUACUAUUAUCGCUGA
Parnassius apollo (apollo) is the source of this 1257-nucleotide messenger RNA. The record is from the annotation of a GenBank genome assembly. NCBI's taxonomy places the organism in Eukaryota, Metazoa, Arthropoda, Insecta, Lepidoptera, Papilionidae.